AUGCAUUUCCACACCUAUCUCAUCGUCGCCAUUCUCCCCCUCAUCUCAAGCGCACCAACGAACGUGCCAAAGCGCCAACUCGACGCUCUUCUCGGCUCAGGAACAUCAGCAUCUAGUCUACCAGAUCUCGGAUCUCUCCUCGAUGGUAGCGGAACAAGUACAUCUUCAGGGCUCGCUUCAUUGCAGAGCGAGAUUUCAUCGCUGAUCGGUGGCGCGGGAGCAUCGUCAGGUGCGGAUGAAUUGGGCUCCUUGUUUGGCGGUCUGGCACGAAAGGAAAAGAAGGCUUAG
Molecule: messenger RNA, 288 nt
Organism: Sclerotinia trifoliorum
Lineage: Eukaryota; Fungi; Ascomycota; Leotiomycetes; Helotiales; Sclerotiniaceae
Source: the annotation of a GenBank genome assembly